Molecule: messenger RNA, 1284 nt
Organism: Guillardia theta CCMP2712
Lineage: Eukaryota; Cryptophyceae; Pyrenomonadales; Geminigeraceae
Exons: 3
Coding region: 1-1284 (427 amino acids)
Source: RefSeq, a predicted model, not a curated record
AUGGCAGUUGCGGUUGCGAUGAUGUUGGGGACAUGCGAAGGAAGCUCAGCAAGAGCAGAUGGAGGGACUGACGCGGCUACAGCAAUGCGAGGGGGCGCGGGAUCAUGCAAGAUGAGGGCACUACCUGAGAGGGUCAUAGGAGGGUAUGCGAACUGGGGAAGGGAGGAGUGGCUGUCGUCAAGGGAGAAGAUCGUGAAGGCUGUUGAAGAUGGAGUCAACGUUAUCCUCUGGUUCACCAUCGACCUGGUGGAUGAUGAGGAGGCAGGGAGUCCAGUGGUGAGGUCUCGAGGACCAGAUGGGUCCUUCUUGAGCAGUAUCUCCAAGGAGCUGCAAGCACGCGGUCUGCACACGACGCAUCUGAUUACGAUCGGAGGAUGGAACGAAGUUCAUCCCACCACACGUCAUGCUCCAGACAAGGUUUAUGCGGCAUGGAAGAAGUGGAAUGAGCAGGAGAUCGCGCGUCCUGACGAGGGCUUCUUAGGCUUUGAUGGUUUCGAUUGGGACAUUGAAGGUAACGACGACGUCUCUUCAAAGUACAACACGUUCGAUGUCAAAACUCUCGACUGGAUUGGAAGGAUCUCGCAGCUUGCGAAACAGGACGGCUACAUUGUCAGUAUGGCACCUUGCGAGUCUUAUCUUGACCCGACAUCCCACUCCUUCGAUCGUUCUCUCACGACAACUCAUUCCGAAUGGCAGCCCAUAGUCCCUCACUUUACCUACCAUGGCAAGAACGCGUACGCGUACAUCGUGUCGAGGUACGGCUUCACCAAGAUCGAGGAUCAAGGCAGUGAAGGCGUCCACGUGCACUAUGUCCACACAUUUGACAUGAUCAUGAUCCAGCUGUACGAGUCUUACAGUCACGCAAAUUUCGAGCUUACCCUCAACGACAAGCACCCCGUCCAGUGGUUGACUGAAGUGAUCCAACGCUUCAGUGACGGCUGGCUUGUCCAGUUCUCUUCCGAUGAGAGUGUGGGAUACAGCGACGCCAUUGUCAAGGUUCUUCCCAGCCAGCUCGUGCUAGGGCUUGCAAACGCGUGGGCCCAACCGUGCGGAAACCCUCCUUGCAAGACUUUGUUCCUCCACCCUCACGUGCUCGAGAAAGACUGGCGAUCAUCACCCAUCCUCUCUCAGAUCAAAGGUUUUGCUUUCUGGACUAUCCGGCACGAAGGCGAUCCCAUCAUUGUUGGAGAGGAUCGUCAAGCUCGGUUCUUCAUGGCGGCAGAGCUGAACAAGUUGGUUGGGAUCAGAGGAAAUGAGUCGGCAGGAGAUGCAGCCACGGGGUGA